Molecule: messenger RNA, 3932 nt
Organism: Aphis gossypii (cotton aphid)
Lineage: Eukaryota; Metazoa; Arthropoda; Insecta; Hemiptera; Aphididae
Product: reticulon-4-interacting protein 1, mitochondrial-like
Exons: 10
Coding region: 270-1769 (499 amino acids)
Cellular component (GO): mitochondrion
Molecular function (GO): oxidoreductase activity
Source: RefSeq, a predicted model, not a curated record
AUGUCAAGAAUUUAGUUAUUAUUUAAUAGAAUAAAAACUUAUUAUAAUACUCAAUACUCGCAAAUCGUAAAAUGUUAUCAUCUAUGUUGUACAUAAUAAUAUAGUUUAUUUAUUUUAAAUCUUAAAAACGAAAGACAAAGCAGCAUAUUAUACAAUUCUUUUAAAUGGACCUAUUUAUUUGGUCAUGAUAACAUAUAAUAGCCGCCCUAUUCAUUUUUACUUUUUUAAAUUUACAAGUUUAUGAUAUAGUCAACCAAAAGAUAACACUAAUGGGGAAAACUAUAACCGACCUAUACAAUGGAUUUGAAACAUUUAAGGUUUUGAUAACAAGUGCUUUAGAAAAUGGAACAAUUGCAUUUGAUCGUUGGUCUGAUCAAAUGCACCAAUUGGUACUGGAAACAUGGAAUUCCAGAUCUAUACAAAAUUUACAUGAAGGUAUACACGUAGGAUGGGAACAAUUCUUAGAAGCAUGGUUACAAGCUAAGUGUACGCUUCAGCAAUACGACUUGAAUUUUGUUGUUGAUGCCCUGCAAUCAAAAAUAAUCUACUUAACUGGCAAUAGCUUCAAUCGAAGUCAUGUCUAUAUUGGUUUUGCUGGUUUAUUUGUCGGCAGUGGAGUUGGAUUUUUGAUUGGUAUAAGUAUAAAGCCAUCUUCUAUCACAGUAACGCAUAUGAAAGCUGCAUCGGCAACCAGUUAUAAUGGAGCUGAAAGUAUAACAUUGUUAGAAGAUGUUGUAACACCAAAAAUCACGGAAUCUAAUCAAGUAAUGAUAAUGGUUAGAGCUGCUGCUAUAGAUCCAAUGGAUAUUUUAGUUGCAUCUGGUUAUGGAUCAUUUAUAAGAAAAUUUUUAAUUAAGCAUACAUUACGUAAAUCAAUGCACCGAGAAUUUCCAAUUAUUUUGGGCAGAGAUUGUUCAGGAGUUGUUAUUGAUUUAGGAUCAGAUGUGCGACGUGAUAUUAACAUUAAUGAUGAAGUUUGGGUUUCACUGCCACCAUGGUCUCCUUGUGGUACAUUAUGUGAAACUAUAGUUGUGUCAGACAAAUAUGUUGGACACAAGCCACAAACAUUAACCCAUGAACAAGCAGCAACACUUCCAUACUCAGGGUCGUUGGCAUGGUUGGCUGUAUUUCAAACUGCUAAUUUAAAUCCAAUGACUGCUAUGGAUAAAAAGAUAAUUGUGUACUGUGGAGAUACAGGAACAAGUUCAAUAAUUGUUCAAUUAUGUUGUUAUUUAAAGGCAGAUGUUACUGUUGCUUGUCCAAGCCGAGUAUGUUAUUUUAUGAAAUAUCUUGGAGCCACCACCACUUAUGAAACUGAAACUGUCAGUAUUGACCAGUUACUUAGUGCUGCACCCAGUGGGUAUGAUUAUGUGUUCAAUACAGCUGGUGAACUUAGAUAUAGUCUAUGCAAACAGUUAUGUAGUGCUUGUGGUAUGGUAAUCCCUAUUGGACCACACCGUUUACCAUCUGAUUCAUUUGGUUUAUUUCGUGGAUUUUUUUAUAUGCAAUGGUUAAGGUUAGCUUAUAUGUUUAAAGGCAACAAAUGUUGGGAUCAUUAUGAAUUUAACUCUACUAUAUUAAAUGAACUUGCCAGCAUGGCGAAUGAUUAUGUUCUUAAGCCAGUGUUGGACAAGACAUUUAUGGAACAUGAAUUAGAACGUGCAUUUAAGCAUUUACAAAGUAGACAGACUAUUGGUAAAGUAGUAAUGAGAUUUAGUAAUUUAAAUGGCCCUACAUUGAUGCCCAGAUCUUCAGGAAUUUUAUUUUAGUAGAUCCAUUUGGAUUGUAUAUCAGAGUAUCAUCAAAUAAUGUGUUUAACUUUUGAUAAGUUAAUUAUUAUUGUGUAUCUAUGUAAUAAAAAGUAAAACAAUUUUAUUAUUUUGAUACAUAACAUUUUUAUGUUUUUUAAAUCAAUAUUGUUAUUGAAAUUAUUUUUUAGUUGAAUAAUCUGACUCGUAUUAGAAUAGUCUUGGCAUUAGAAUAGUCUUGGAUAGCACCCACAUUCUUUAGAGUGUUACUUUAUUAUUUCAACCACCACUUAGCAUAUGUUUUAAUAAGAUUAACAUUGCAAAGUGAUUUUACAGCUAAGACUGAUCAUCGGGCACUAAAUUUGACUACAAAAGUCAACUUAAUCCGAUCUAUCUAGGAGUGUGGUGGCUACCCAAAAUUACUCUCAUAUGAGAUACAGUAUAGGUAUUAAAGUAUUUCUAGUCUUUAUUCAUAGUAGAAAAGAAUUUAAAAUGAUUUUAAUGAUCAUUAAGUAUUUUAUAUUAUGUAAUCAAAUUAAGUAUUUACUUAUUAAGUAAAAUAUUUCAAUAAUUCUGAUUUAAAAAAUUAAACUUAAAUUAUGUAAUUAAUUAUUUUGUCCUUAAAAUUAUUUAAACUGUUAUUAAGAGAAUGUCUUACCCGCAUGUGUUGUCUUUGUCAUAUACGUACAGCAUAGUAAAUUUUUGUUGAACGGUUUCAUAGUGUGCUGUUAAUUUUUUAUAUAAGAGUGAAUUAUAAAAUUAUUAUUAUUAUUAAUUAUUAUGAAGUUUAAAGGUAAGAUUAUUAUCUGAAUUCCCACUUAUCCUUUUACUGGUAUUAUUAUUUUUAUACGAGUUAUGAUUAUUUUAAAAUGUAAAAUAAUAAUACCAUAAUUUUACCUUUAAAUUUUAUAAUAGGUCAAUAUAUAGCACACUAUUGAAACUGUUGAACAACAUUUGCUAUGCCUUAUGUACUAUGUGUGUAAGACUGUGAUAACACAUGCUGUUAUGACAUCCUCUUAAAUUAACUAAAUAUGUGAAAUAAGUAUUUUAAAAUAAUUUAUUAUAUUACUUACCAUUGUAGCUGAAACAUUAAUAGCAUUGAGCUUUAAUAAAUAAUUUUAAUAAUGAUAUAAAUCAUGGAAGUAAAAAAUUAAUUGAUCAGUGCGCCACUUACCUCGUUUAUUUCACACAAAUCUGAAGUUACUGUCUAUUAAAAGAUAUAACUUUAAUAUUUUAUGUAUUAAUACUAUGAAGAAAAAGGUUUUUUAAGUACAGAAAAUUAAGAAUAUUUACAAGGUAUUCAUAUUAUUGUAUAAAUUAUUAUUCCUAUUUAAAAUGGUUUUUUUUGCUAGAAACUAUUUAUAUGUCAAUAUACCUCUUAAAAUGUGUAGUUAUUUUAUUGGUAUUUAAGAAUAUAAAUUUUAUGACUAUAUUAUACAUAAAAAUAUCAUAAUUUAUCUGUUAAAUGCUAGCAAUUGAAUAAUUACCAUACAUAUAUUCACAUUUAAAAUUAAAGGCUCUGUUAACUAUUAAGAACAAUGCAAUUGUAUCUAUACUACGUAAAUAAGUGUAAUAAUGACUAUAUAAAUGUGAAAAUUAUCAAAUAUUUUAUUAAACUAUGCUAUUCCAUUGAGUAUUAAAAGGGACUUGCCUCAAAGGUUUUCUAGUGGUGAAAAUGUAGUGGACAUUGUAGGUUGUGGGCUAUUAUUUGAUUAAUAUUUAUUAGAACAAGACAAUGUAUUUUAUAAAUAAUUGUUUCACACUUUAUCAUAAUUAUUAUUUAAAUUUUAAGUACAUGUCUAAUAAAUAAUAACUUAUAGAUUUAUAAUACUAGCAUGAACGUGCUGUAGACCCUCAAACCCUCCCCCCGCUCUAUUGACACUAUUAAUUUAAAGAUACUUUUUUGCUUUACAUUUUUAUGUACCUACUAAUAUUAAUUUACAAAAUAGUAUAGAUAGAUAAUAAUGUGAUAGCAUAGUACAUAUCAGUGAGUUCAAUACUAUAAUACCUACUUAAUAAUAUUUUUAUGAUAUAAUAUAAGUACAUAGUUGUGGUUUAGCAAUAGAAACUAUAUAAAUAAUACUUAUGUACCUUUCUUAUUAUUUUAGGUAUUUUAUGUAAAAAAAAAAAAAAUUAUGAUUUGUAUUUGCAAUAAUAAAAUUGUAAUUAUUUUUUAAGCUUUAA